AUGACUCAUCCGCUUCCCCAUGACUCACACACCUCAGGUGCUCCUCCUCUGGUCAACAAGUCCGGAGACUUGGCAAAUGGACCCCCAUUUUUCUCACCUCUCCAAAGCCUCUGGGAAGAAUUCCUGCACCUCCUCUUUAUGGGGACUCUGCUCUUCUACAGAAGAGCAACCAAGGCCUUGAGAGGGAAAGCAACUCUCCUAAAGUCACAUAGCAAGCAAGCAGCACGGCCAGGGUGGGAGCCAGGCAUCUGGGCACCGAGCCCAGUCCCGGCCUCCUCCCCACAAGAUCACUCUCGCCUGACCUCCCUCUCAAGGACAGGAAAGGAGCAGAGACGCACUCUGAGCCUUAUUAGGAAGACCUCAGGGACUCCCACUGAAUCCACUGUGGCUACAGCGGCUGCUUCCACCACUGAAGUCCCCUCCAGGCUUCCCUGGGCAGCCAGGGCGGGGUUUAAGAGGACGACAGGUGUCUGCAUUGCUCUACCUACCUAA
Messenger RNA from Pan troglodytes (chimpanzee), 492 nucleotides. RefSeq lists its product as uncharacterized. The record is from RefSeq and is a predicted model, not a curated record. The transcript has a single exon. Bases 1 to 492 code for a protein of 163 amino acids. NCBI's taxonomy places the organism in Eukaryota, Metazoa, Chordata, Mammalia, Primates, Hominidae.